Daldinia loculata is the source of this 2517-nucleotide messenger RNA. RefSeq names its product fungal-specific transcription factor domain-containing protein. The record is from RefSeq and is a predicted model, not a curated record. The transcript has 2 exons. Gene Ontology annotation, molecular function: DNA-binding transcription factor activity, RNA polymerase II-specific; zinc ion binding. Lineage: Eukaryota; Fungi; Ascomycota; Sordariomycetes; Xylariales; Hypoxylaceae. Gene Ontology annotation, biological process: regulation of DNA-templated transcription. Bases 1 to 2517 code for a protein of 838 amino acids.
AUGACAGUCUCACUUCCCCCAUCGUCCAAUUCGUCAAAGGACGCCCAGGCUGCCCGCAAGCGGAGGAGACGGGCCCCUGCCGGAGGAGCUGCGGAUGAUUGCUUCACCUGCAUCAAGAGAAAUACCAAGUGCGAUAGGAGGCGACCCUACUGCUCGCAAUGUCUCGAGUUUGGGAAUGAAUGCUCCGGCUACAAGACUCAACUGACCUGGGGAGUGGGUGUGGCGAGUCGAGGCAAACUGCGAGGACUUUCGCUGCCCAUAGCAAAGGCACCGCCUGUUGCGCCUGUUGGGAAGAAGGCAACGAGCCGGUCACGAGCAGCAAGCUCCGCAGCGACCACUCCCCGAUGGAGCGGCACGGAAGAGGGGCUACGCAAGGUUCACCGAGACGAUGGAAAUCAUACUGCCGCCGUCCCUACCACACCGUACGGAUCUUAUCAAGAAUACCCAAGAUUUUCUCACGGGGAAGCUCCAUCAACCUCCCAAGGGCCUUGGGGAGGCCUUCCAGCAUACGCCGGAAACAUGAGCUCUCACGACCAGCGCAGAUUCCAGAAGCUUGGUUCCUCAAUGAGCCAUUACCCUAUAAUGGGCGACUCGCUAUCAUCGUCCGUGGACUCUCUAAACGACGUCGAGUACGCUAUGGGACAUUCUUAUGCUAGAGAGGAAAUGCCUUUCGUUCACAGCCCUAGCAUCAUCUACGAGAACUACACGGCCCAAAAUUCGCCUAUGCCUCAAAGUCCCGCCUCUGCGAUUAUGAUCGACCAACGAGCCCCAACUUCGUGUCCUGGCUUAGUCUACGGUCCGUCGGAACCCGGUUCGAGCAUCGGCUCUCACCCGGACUCCUAUGGGCCCCAGAUGGCCCAUAGAUUGGUCGCGGAUAGCGACACUCUGAGCGUACCUGAGAUGGAGCCCUACGGUACCAGCCCGCAUUCCACGGACGGGUCUCACUGGGCAACUGCGAUUUCAAGAGAUGAUGAUGUGACGCCCUCCGCCUCGGCCAACUUAGCCUUUCCAUAUGAGAGCCAGCCGAUACAGAUUAGCCCUGAUCUCAUUGCUAAGAUGCCCUUCUUUAUGGACUACUACGAAAACAUAAUGUGCCCCUCCAUGGUUCUCGUAGAUGGCCCGAACAAUCCAUUCCGAGACCACAUCCUGCGACUGGCAGCGGGUAGCCGCAGCCUACAACAUGCCAUCUGUGCUCUGGCCGCCUGUAACCUGAGGAUGAAGAGAAGGCUAAGUCUUGGUCAACGUGCCAGAGCAGACAGCACCGGAUCUGAGCGACUUUCCGAAGCCCAGUCGGACCACCACUCCUUGAACGAAGAGCACCAACAUCGAAACCUAGCUGUUCAUCUCUUAAACGAACAGUUGAACGACCCCAUGAAAUCAUGCCACGACUCCGUCUUGGCUACUAUACUACUUCUCUGCCACUACCGCAUGGUCGAAUCCGGAGUCGCAAAGUUCCACACGCAGUUUGCCGGCGUCAAGAAGAUACUCAGCAUGCGAGGUUCAGCCCCUUACCAAGGGUCUAGCGAGUCCUCGUGGAUGGAGGCUAUUUUCACCUACUUCGACUCGAUUUCCGCCAGCAUCAACGACCGCGAGGCCCAACUCAACCAUUCCUUCUACGGUCUCCCCUCGGAUGCCAACUUACUACCCCCGGGAGCCGAGAACUUGGUUGGCUGCGACAGGGAGCUAUUCAAGACCAUUAGCAAACUCGGUCGCUUGAACCUCCUAUCGCAACAUCAUCAUCACGUCCAGAGCGUUCUAUCAACACCCAACGCUCACGUUGGAACACCAACGACUUCGCCUCCCCUAGGCUCCCCCAUGGGACAGCAAUUCAAGCAAACCAGCCCACCAAUUGGAGAUUUCUUCAGCAUAAAUCAUCAUCGCUACGACGGCAAUGGCUUCGUUUCGCAGCUUGACGACGAAGAGAUCCUGUCCACGGGGCUCUGCCCCUCACCGCAAUUCGACGAGCACCGCUCAAUUUUCUGGCGCGAAUGGAAAGAGGCUCGUAUAGCUCUCCAGAGCUGGGAAUUCGACACCCAGCGAGUCGCCGCAUCCCUCCCCAACUCGGCGACUCAGGCCCAAGUACGCGACCUGCACUCUCUCUCCGAGGCUUUCCGCUACGCGGCUCUCCUCUACACCGAGCGCCUAGCUUCCCCCAACCUCCCCUCCACCAACAACAACUUCCGCAACCUAGUCAGCCAGGUGGUGUACUACGCGACCUCGCUCGAGUCCGGCAGCAGCGCCGAGAAGUUCCUGCUGUGGCCGCUGUUCGUGGCCGGCAGCGAGUGCGUCAACGAGCUGCAGCAGAACAUCGUGCGCAACAAGUGCCGCGAGAUCAUGUCUCGCAGCGGCUACAUGAACAACCUCGCCGCCAUCGAGGUCCUCGAGCGCCUCUGGGCUGGCGAAUACUACGAACCCCCCAUGACCCCCGGGAGCAAGCUGGGCAUGAGGCGCGGCUGCUUCAACUGGACUAAGUGCAUCGGCGGUCCUGGGGUCGAAGUGGAAUGGAUCAUGUUUUAA